Sclerotinia trifoliorum is the source of this 4420-nucleotide messenger RNA. Lineage: Eukaryota; Fungi; Ascomycota; Leotiomycetes; Helotiales; Sclerotiniaceae. The record is from the annotation of a GenBank genome assembly.
GUCAAGGCUUCUAACCAACAAUUAAUCCUUGAAAAACCCCCUGUACUACUCUCCAAUGAAUAUCGUGCCUUCUUCUUACCUUCGUAUUGAGAAUUGGAAUAUACAACAAGGCACAUCACCAUUUAUGUCCAAACCCUCGACCUCCUCUCCUUCCUCCUCCAUCUUCUAAUCUAACGGUAGCAGAACUCUAUCUAAUCAAUCUGCCCUAGAUUGCACAACCCGGGAUCUUGGUAAAUUAUAAUCUGAACGAAAUGGAAGCAAUAUAAUAUACAUCUUCAGAUGUAUAAUAACUAAAAGUUCAGCCUUCUCGACUUCAAUUCUUGUUCCUCUGCAACAAUCAUGGGAAACAGCCAAUCAGUACAGGGCCCAAGGCGGGGUAAGAAGCUAUCGAAACCCAAAACUAAGCCUAGCGGACCACCUCUAUCAAACUCCAAUAGCCCUAAUCCGAGUCGUCGAAAUUCCGUUAAUGGAAAAGGCAUUGUAGCUGCAGCUGCUUCAAUUCUUCCUCAUGGAAAGCUGGACAGUGUUCUUGAGACGGAGUCUCUUGAACACAUACCAGAACCAACACCCAAGAAGAAGAAGAGAAUGAGUAUCUUCAGGUCAAAGAGCUCAAAGAAGGAUAUGGGGAACACUCAACUGGGUGUUAAUGUCAAUAGUGUACCGAGUGUUUCACCACCGAUGGAUACUGCCAGGUUUACGAGAAGUGAUUCCUUAAGCUCUGUUACCCUCGAGGCAACAGAAGAAAAACCUUGGGCUGCUCCAAAUCCUAGGUAAGUCCUGUCUAGAUGCUGCAUAUAUAAAGUGCUCAUUAAAAUCUUAGGCCAUCUUUUCAUCCUUCCCGAAAAUCGCUACCACACGUCCCAUUUGCAUCGAAAAAUAAUAAUAAUAAUAAUAGUAAUAAUCGACUUUCUCUCGUAUCUGAAGGGCUUUCUCCGAGACCAGAUUCUACAAAUAUUGCAACGGGUUUGGCUGGGCAACAUUUUGCAGAAAUGGAUUGGCAGCUGUCAGACCCAUUUUGUCAAAGAACUCAAUCAGAUCCUGCGAUAUAUGCUCCAAUCCGCCGAAAGUCCCUUCUUCAACAUGGCGUAGCGACAAGACCCAGCAUUACAUCGAAUCCGCAAUCUUUCCAAAAUCAUACUCCUGUUUCAUACCAUAAUAUUGGAAAAUGGUCAGCGUCACCUUUGACAUUAAGAACAAAUGUGGAUAGUGAAAAUCCUGCAGCACGUACUUCGACUCCCAAUGACCUUGGCCAUAUUGGUUCAUUUCAGCUUGGUUCAUUGAGAAUUACAAAUGGUUCAGCAAGUCCUACACCUAGUGCCGACGAAAGAAGAGCCAGUCUCCCACACAAUGAUCAACAUAUUGCUACUCUGAAAGCAAGCUCCAAAGUUCAAGGUAUUGCUCAUCGAAGCUAUACUAUCUCUGUUCCCGCAGAAGCUAUGAAACGUCCUUGGACACCAACCUUCCUAGAACCUUCUUCUGAAAACAGUUCUCAUGACUCUCUAACCAUCAAAAUUCCAGAUAAUACAUCUACUCUCAACUCUCCAUUGUCACCCACUAAUGUUCAUUCUCUGACUCUUCCUCCUCAAUUGAGCCCAUUUUCUUUUGUUGAAAGUCCCAUCGGAUCUCCAUUAUUACAAGCUACGAGCAAGAACACUGCUUUAAAUGACGAAUUGUUUGAGAUUGAAAUGUCUACACCUACACUUGAGCCUUCUUCCAGUAAUGAUAAUCGUUCAUUUGACUCCGGUUAUGGCCCGUCGCCUGCUACGCCAGAACAACAAACGGACCGGAUUCAAGUUCCACGAGAUAUGAUAUUGAAACCACUGGCCAAGACAGACAGUGGAUAUAACUCAUCUACAUCUGAAAAGAACUCAACGGCGAAAGUUUUGCCGACAAAAAUAUCUCUCAAGACAACAGAAGCACCACGUGCUCUAGCCAAAGAAUCUCUGCCCCAUAGUCUAUCUCUGGCAUACAGUGACGUCCCGAGCGAUAAUCAGUUCUUCAAUCAUUCACAUAGCUCUGCCAAUCACGCUAUUCCUAUGGUCAGUCCGGAAUCUCAGAAAACGUCAAGAUUGAACAAUGUCUCCUCGCCAAAUUUAGGUUACGAAGCUCAAAAUCCACAGCAAACGCCAAUGUACCAUCGGCAGAGCAUGCCAGUAGUUCCGCGUCAACCUCAAAUCUUCGCUACAGGCGAAUCUCCAAGCUCGCAGUGGGAAAUGCAGAGACAACUCCCACAAUCUUAUUACUCGGGUGGUCCAGGAUUUACAGCGCAAUCUCGAUCACACAGUGAGAAGCACUUGCCUACUGCAGCUUCAUAUCAACAUAGCGAAAGAGUGGAUGAAAUUAUGGGAUACAAAGCAAUGCGGAGGGUCAGUUCGAAAGAGACCAUUACCACGAUCAUGUCACUUGAGCCUGCUGAAAUAGAGUCUACAUACAAUAGGCUACACAAUGCAAUCCCUCCUAUUCCUACAUCCAUCCCAGAAGAGGAUUACCAUGCUGGCUGGAAGCCACCAAACGUACGAAGACAUUCCUGUGCCCCAGCAGCUCUUUCUACACCAAGAAAUCGAUACACAUUACAACCGUAUCAUACCCCCACUUCCUUGAAUACAUAUCCACAGGAAGACCAGACAGAUUUCGAAAAUCAUGUCACAUCUUUCGAGACAAUCAAGAACAGUCUAGGGGGCUCUCCUUAUGAUUUGGCACUUACAGCAAUGGAAAAGACACCUCCGAGGGCUGAGCCAAGAGGCACACCUGCACCAGGGACGACAGGCAUGACUGCGCAACUGCAAUCUAUACACGUCAAUCUCAUUCGAUCUCAAUCCGAGGAACCUCCAAUAUCGAGGCCUCAUAUCAACGAACACCAAGAAUCUUACAACAAGCUUGUUGGCGGCAACCAAUUUGAUAAUGAUAGCACUGAACCGAACUCAAGGGCGACUUCAUCAAGCUCAACAUUUACUCUUCGAGAUUUACCAUCGCAAAGACGAUCAUCCGAAGACGAUGGAAAGAGAUUAUCCAUAGCGAGAACUAGUAGGGUCAAUAGUCCUCCGCCUGUUUCUUUCCAGAUUCAAAGAAAUUCCGUUCUGGUUCCUGCUUCGGGACAAUUGGUUUUACCAAAAGUAAGAUUUCCAUCUGUGGAACAAUCUUUGCCACAGCCAAUGUCGCCAGAAAUGCAAACUUCUCCACAAAGAAAGCCUAUUACAGCAGCGCCAACAUCGCAUACUCCUCAUGCCAUCCGAGAGGUAACAAGCCAGACAUCGGUAGCAUCGGGGCAAGAACUCUGGUUUGAUUCACCAGAAAAGCAAGAUUUGCCUGCACAACUUCAGAUUGGUUACUCCGAAAGACCAUAUAAGAUCAGAUCUCAGAGCGUUAGGCCAGCUACACAUUAUCAUCGACCUAUUCCCCCUCAUCACUUCAGUUUUGAUGCCCAUAAUAACUCGGAAAAGAUUUCAAGGACUGCGAAUGUGUAUAGUGAAAAGGAAUGGGAGACUCAUGCGGGGGCAUACGACCAUACGUAUGGUUCUUCUACUAAUCUUCACGAGCUCUCUGGUGAUACCCCAAACAAUGAAUACGAUGCACCAUACUCAGAAGAACCCCAAACGAUUCCAGAAUUGGGGAAUUCAACACAGGAUAUGUUAGUACUAGAUCGGUAUGCGGGAGGCCUAGGAUAUGGAUUUGAGCCCGGCUACGGAUUAGGUGGGAGCGCGGGAACCAGAAAUGGCGGGAUGAUGAACAAAGGAGGGAGAAAGGGAGUUGGAGUGUCCAAAGAGUGGGGCUUGGAUUUCAGUGACGUGCCUAUUAUCAUGCAGAGAGUACCAGUUGGGGCUGGUAUUUGAGGAACAAUAUAUUCUUUAUUCAAGCGGAAAUAGCGAGGAUCAAUCGAUUUGCAAACCUGCGACACAGAUUACGAACUCUACGGCUAGCAUACCGACAGAAAAUUUUUCGAGUUUUCAAGUUUUUGCAUUAGAUUGUACCAGGAACGGCAACGAAAAAUACAAAAGGAAUGGAGUUAAAUAAGCAUUUAGCUGGCUACUAUCGUUUCUAUGGUUAUAUUUUUCUUUUGUACACAAUUUCAUUGGAUUGGUGGAUUUUGGGAUGCUGCUGAGACUUGGGGAUACAGUACAUUUGGAUGAUGGAUACCCAGAUUCUCUUUAUUCUCUUUACGUUUUUGGGAGUUUGCUAUUUGAGCACAAUAAGCGUGGCACUGGUUUGCUUUAUUUUGCAUUGCAUUGCAUUGCAUUAGUCGGCGAAUAGAUGGUGCGUCGAUACGAGGACUUCAGUGAUGAGGGGAGGGACCCCGACAGUGAAUAGUGAAAUGUAAUAUAGCAUAUAAGGAUUGACUCCUUAAAAACCGACUUCGGUAAGAAAGUGAAGAUAGAAAUAUGAUAUCAGGUGGUCUAAGGAGUAGCAAUAUUUUCUUUUUUGA